This is a messenger RNA of Orbilia oligospora ATCC 24927, 945 nucleotides long. RefSeq lists its product as uncharacterized. The coding region runs from base 1 to 945 and encodes 314 amino acids. The record is from RefSeq and is a predicted model, not a curated record. Gene Ontology annotation, biological process: RNA processing. The transcript has a single exon. Lineage: Eukaryota; Fungi; Ascomycota; Orbiliomycetes; Orbiliales; Orbiliaceae.
AUGCUAUCAGCUACAAAACUUGCCCAUCUGAAGCUCACCCAUCUUCACACAGCAUCAAACGCACUUUUCCUUUCGUCUCCUCCUGUUUCCGCCCAUAUUUCGUCUACAUUAUCUAUCAAUGCCUCUAAGUCGAAUAUCCAACUGUCGGAUUCUACAUGGAGGAAAACAUGCGGUGCAUGUGGGUAUGCACAAGUCCCUGGGUCGACUUGUUCGGUACGGGUGAGGGGGAUUGGAGCGGACGCCCAAGUUGGGUGGACCAAAAACCUGAAGGGAGAGACGAGGAGCGACAAAAAGAACGGUGAUACCGAGGUGCUAAGUGGUACUAGUGGUGAUGUAGAGAAGAAUCUGUCACGAAUAGCUAGGAAGCGGGGGAAGAGGACUCGAGGCGCAAAGAGCGGUCGGGGGAAGAAAGUGUCCAAGGAACUACCUGCCUCGCACGUGCCAAUUAAAUCUAUCACUGCUGUAUCCAUUGGGACGGCGACACAGACGGCGACGUCGGAGACAGCUGGAUCACGCAAGAAACCCAGGACCGCAUUUCCUGCGAAUAAAGAGCCUCGGAUGGUUUAUUCCUGCAAAAUCUGUUCUCGCAAAGCUAUUCAUUCGCUCCCGAAAAAGCCAGUUGCAGUUAGCCACGAUAAGACUACAUCAGAAACAUCUGCGCAUGGACCAACCUUACAAACAAGCAUGCUACCGAAACCUCUGGCUGGUUCUGAACUCAAAUCCAUACCUGUGGCCGCGGGAGACUUGCAUCGAUCGAUGAUGACACCAAUUCCAACAACAACAUUAUCGGCGUCAACAAAUGCUGCGGCCAAGAAACGAGCAAAGUCGCGAAAAAAUACUUUAUCCAGUAUGCUGGCACAAGAGGCUGCGAAUAGGUCUGCAGCAACGGGAAAUGGUGCCGGAGGCUUUGGAUUUGAUUUGAUGGAUUUUAUGAAAACGAGCUGA